This is a messenger RNA of Peronospora belbahrii, 1314 nucleotides long. The record is from the annotation of a GenBank genome assembly. NCBI's taxonomy places the organism in Eukaryota, Oomycota, Peronosporomycetes, Peronosporales, Peronosporaceae.
AUGACAUCUCGUGGUUGUGUAAAUUCGGCGCUUCGUGCUCAUCACAUGCCUUCCCAUUUACGCUACCUUGAAGGCAGUUUUAAGAACGCACGUGGUCAAAAGUUGGUCUAUCUAGCUCUUUUCCCUUCACUUUCUACUCCUUUACGUGGUAUUGUGCUCUAUUUGCAUGGACUUGGUGAUCAUAGUCGUCGCUACUUUCAUCUCUAUGAAUGUUUGUGCACUAGUGGCUUUGGUGUAUUGGCCUAUGAUUUGUUAAGUCAUGGAAGUAGUGACCCUGAUGAACAUGGAUUACGAGCUCAUAGUGCCAAGUUUCAAUACUUUGUGGACGAUACGAACGAGUUUAUUACAAUGGCCAAGACGCAGCUGUAUAAGAACUUGCAUGUCUCGUUGUGUCACAAUAAGGAGCCUAAAUUGAUCUUAUUGGGCAUGUCGUACGGCACGUUAGUGAGUCUUUAUACUAUAUUGAGUGACAAACAUGAGUUUAGUGGUGUCGUACUCGUUGCUCCAGCCUUGUUGGUUGAGAUGACGACGACGCUGAGAGUGCAAGCAUUCUUUGCUCGACCGUUAAGUAAACUUAUCCCGAAGGCUAGAAUUGUGCCGGCAGUCAAUGAAAACUACUUAUGCAGAGACCAAGACUAUGUUGACGAUUUCAGGGCGGACCCGUUGACGUUUACGGAGCCUAUGACGGCGAGAAUGGGAGCGGAGACAUUGAAGGCUAUGAAAGCUCUGACGGUGGACAAAAGAGUUGAAGAUAAAUGUAGUGCGCUCUGCAAGCUUCCUGUGUUGAUGAUGAUGGGAUCGAACGAUAAAGUGACGAGUUUAGAGCUUGCCCAGACGUUUUACAAACGACUUGCGGCGAAUGAGAAGGAGUUCAAAGUUUUCGAUGGAUACUUCCACGCACUGUUUGAUGAUCCGGAGCACGAGGCGGUUUUGAAUUAUUUAGAAAACUGGCUCAAGAGGAGAUUUCCAUUGCUAGAAGGAACGAACAACGCUCAUAAGGUUGAUAACAUAGAGUCUCUAGAGAUUAUGGAAGAGGUGACUCACCAUGAGACGACGGUGGAGAAUAAUAAGGCUACACCUACUGCGACGAACACGGUCGCAAAGGCGUUAUGCGUAGCACAAGAAGAGGAACGGUCGUCGCCACAGAAGAGCUCUAAAGAUUUGGAGGUGCUCGAGGAGGAGCCUACGUCUAGUGUGGCGAGACGUAUGUGUUCUUAUUCUAAGAUGAAGUCGAAGGAAAUAAUGUUGGCACAGAAGCAUAAAUAUCACGUUAGGGAUGUCGCAAAUAUUUCGCUUUUUUCCAUACUCAGAUAA